This is a messenger RNA of Phyllopteryx taeniolatus (common seadragon), 1053 nucleotides long. Its product is annotated as transmembrane protein 200C. The transcript has 2 exons. Bases 286 to 1053 code for a protein of 255 amino acids. NCBI's taxonomy places the organism in Eukaryota, Metazoa, Chordata, Actinopteri, Syngnathiformes, Syngnathidae. The record is from RefSeq and is a predicted model, not a curated record.
GCCCUUGAUUCCCACGACCCUCCUCCACACGCACACGCACACGCACGCACGCGCGCUCAUAAGCACACGGAGCGAGGAGAGGCAGAGCAGCUUUGCACCACUUUUGCAACAACACCGUUACUUCCUAGAAAUAAUUUUAAAAAAAAAGGGAGCUUCACUUGAGUUCGGCAAGGAGAGGGAGGAAGGGCAAAGUCUCCAUUAGAACAUGAAAAGCCAAAAAGGACGUCGGCGUGGCAGUGCACGAGGCAACUGAUGCUUGUUGAGUGGGGACCAUGAUUCGCACCGAUGAGCAAACAAGUUGGACUCAAGAUGAUGACAGCCGCCAGCAGUCCUGUCAGCAGCCCCUUCUCGUCCCACUCGUCACCCACCUGCCUCCCGGCAUGUCACCUUAAAAAAGGCGACGCCACCCGCACCCGACUGCACUUGCGCUCGGCCCCGGGCGCCUGGCUGAUGGUGGGCGUGGUGGUGGUGCUGGCGGGGAUGAGCGUGGCCGCGGCGGGUUACGUGUCCGCGGCGCCGAGGCCCACGGGCGGCCGCGGGUCCGGCCACGUGGACAGGAUGAAACUGGCCGGGCCCGUGGUCAUGGGUGUCGGCCUGUUCAUCUUCAUCUGCGCCGCCACCCUGCUCUACGAGAACCGGGAUCGGGAGGGCCACAGGUUGGAGACGUGCGAAGACCUGGAGGACUUGAACGGGGACCUCGGCUGGGAGGACUCGCAAGAGCAGGCCAGCUUCAGUAGUCAGGAACAGUGGGAGAUCAGAGGCGGGGAGCAGGGGUGCGUUACGCCUCCUCUCUCCAACCAGGACUGGACCCUCUACCCCCCUUCUCUUUCCGUGGCUUGCCAAAACCUUGAGGACCGAUCACCGCUGCGUCAUCUGGAUCACGCAGAGGACGGCGGGGCCGAGAGGGAGGGGAGUUCAACACUCCUGGCUCGAGUUCUGCACCACCAGGAGCCAAGUCCUCACUCGUCCUCCCCCGGCCCAUCCGCUCCUCACUCCUCCGCCUUCCCGGACGACUCCAGCGAGAUGAACUUUCAGACACUCCCUGAGCCCUGA